CUCAGACCCGCGGCUCCUCCUCACACGCUCGAGGCGGAGGGAAGGAGGGGUAAGAGGAGGAGGAGGCGAGCGGGCGGCCGCCGCAGCUGCAGACCCGGGGCCAGAGGAGGAGGCGGAGCGGGAGCCGCCGCAGCCACCCGGGCCGCCCGCAGCCACAGGGCUGCUGCGAGUCCUCUCGGGGCUUGAGGGCGCUGGGCGCCCCAGCCAUGCCCCGCAGCGGCAGCUGAGCCGGGCGCGGGCCCCCUCCCUCCCUCCCUCCCAGCCGCCGCGCCCCCGGAGUGCCCGGCGCCUCCCGCGCGUCCCAGACCGCGAGCGCGAGCAGCGGCGGCCGCCGAGGCGCGGGUGGUGCCGGCGGCGGCGGGAGCGCGGGGCAGCAGGAGGCGGGGAAGAUGGACCCGGCGCCCUCUCUGGGCUGCAGCCUCAAGGAUGUGAAGUGGAGCUCGGUGGCCGUUCCGCUCGACCUGCUGGUCAGCACUUACCGGCUGCCCCAGAUCGCGCGGCUGGACAGCGGGGAAUGCAUAGAAGGGCUGCGGGAAAAUGACUACCUUCUGAUCCAUUCGUGCCGUCAGUGGACCACCAUCACUGCCCAUAGCUUGGAGGAGGGGCACUACGUCAUUGGGCCAAAGAUAGAGAUUCCGGUACAUUAUGCAGGGCAAUUCAAGCUGCUGGAACAAGACCGAGAUAUAAAGGAGCCAGUGCAAUAUUUCAACAGCGUGGAGGAGGUGGCUAAAGCAUUUCCCGAACGCGUGUACGUCAUGGAGGAAAUAACAUUCAACGUGAAGGUUGCUUCAGGUGAAUGCAAUGAAGACACGGAAGUUUACAACAUCACCCUGUGUACCGGGGAUGAACUCACUCUAAUGGGACAGGCAGAAAUCCUUUACGCAAAGACUUUCAAGGAAAAGUCACGACUCAACACAAUCUUCAAGAAGAUUGGGAAACUCAAUUCCAUCAGCAAGCUGGGAAAAGGCAAAAUGCCGUGUCUCAUUUGCAUGAAUCACCGGACCAAUGAAAGCAUUAGCCUUCCAUUCCAGUGCAAGGGCCGAUUUAGCACCCGAAGUCCCCUGGAACUUCAGAUGCAGGAGGGCGAACACACCAUCCGCAACAUUGUGGAGAAAACCAGGCUUCCUGUGAAUGUGACUGUGCCCAGCCCUCCACCAAGGAACCCAUACGACCUCCACUUCAUCCGCGAGGGUCACCGCUACAAGUUUGUGAACAUCCAGACCAAGACAGUGGUGGUUUGCUGUGUGCUGCGGAACAACAAGAUCCUCCCCAUGCACUUCCCUUUGCACUUGACUGUCCCCAAGUUUAGCCUCCCAGAACACCUGGUGAAGGGGGAAGUAUGGCCGGAAACCCUGGUCCAUCACUGGCUGGGUAUCUGCCAAGAACAGUUCGACAUUGAUGAGUAUUCACGGGCUGUCCGCGAUGUGAAAACUGACUGGAAUGAGGACUGCAAGAGCCCCAAGAAGGGCCGAUGCUCUGGCCACAACCAUGUGCCCAAUUCCCUUAGCUAUGCUCGUGAUGAGCUCACCCAGUCCUUCCACCGGCUCUCGGUCUGUGUGUAUGGCAACAAUCUCCAUGGCAACAGCGAGGUGAACCUCCAUGGCUGCAGGGACCUGGGGGGAGAGUGGGCUCCCUUUCCUCAUGACAUCCUGCCCUAUCAGGACUCGGGUGAUAGUGGGAGCGACUACCUGUUCCCAGAAGCUAAUGAAGAACUAGCGGGCAUCCCAGGGAAGUCAGAACUUCCUUAUGAAGAGCUGUGGCUGGAGGAAGGCAAGCCCAGCCAUCAGCCUCUCACUCGUUCCCUGAGCGAGAAGAGCAGGUGUGAUCAGUUUAGAGGUUCUGUCCGGUCCAAAUGUGCAACUUCUCCUCUUCCUGUCCCCGGAACUCUGGGAGCAGCAAUGAAGUCUUCAGAAAUUGCCCUACCUCCACCUCCAGUGCCUCCCAAAUCUGAAGCCGUCAGGGAAGAAUGCCGGCUCCUGAACGCCCCACCUGUUCCGCCCCGAAGCGCAAAGCCUUUGUCCACAAGUCCCUCCAUCCCUCCUCGCACAGUCAAGCCAGCGCGGCAGCAGACUCGCUCUCCCAGCCCCACCUUGUCCUACUAUUCUUCAGGGCUGCACGACAUCAGCGUUACUAAAAGUGACACAAGUCCUUCUGAAAGUGCUCCUGUUUCCUGCUAUCCGUGUAACCGAGUGAAGACUGAUUCUGUGGACCUGAAGUCCCCGUUCGGAAGUCCUUCUGCUGAAGCUCUCUCCUCCAGGCUCUCAUGGCCUAACCAUUAUUCGGGAGUGUCGGAGAGCCAGACCAGGAGUGACUUCCUGCUGGACCCAAGCAGGAGUUUCAGUUAUCCCAGACAAAAGACGCCAGGCACACCAAAGAGAAACUGCCCAGCACCGUUUGAUGUUGAUGGCUGUGAGCUCUCAGCCAGCCCGCCUGGCUCAGUCACUGCAGAAUUCAGUAGCAGCGUCUCUGGUUGUCCCAAGUCAGCCAGCUACUCUCUGGAGAGCACGGAUGAGAAAACUCUUGCAGCUGGCACAACAAAGCAGAGUGUCUCGUGCCCUGCCUUACCCCCCAGGGCCCCAAAACUAGUGGAAGAGAAAGCGACCUCCGAACCUUCUCCUUUGCCUCUGAAAAUCGAUGGUGCUGAGGAAGACCCCAAGGCUGGGUCACCAGACCUCUCUGAGGACCAGUACUUUGUUAAAAAGGGCAUGCAGGACAUCUUCUCCGUCUCCUACCCUUUCUCGUCUCCGCUCCACCUCCAGCUGGCCCCCAGGUCCUGCGGCGAUGGCUCCCCAUGGCAGCCCCCUGCCGACCUGUCGGGACUCUCUAUAGAAGAAGUGUCCAAGUCGUUACGGUUUAUUGGUUUGUCUGAAGAUGUCAUAUCGUUCUUUGUUACUGAAAAGAUUGAUGGGAAUUUGCUUGUUCAACUAACAGAAGAAAUCCUGUCAGAGGAUUUCAAAUUGAGCAAACUGCAGGUGAAGAAAAUCAUGCAAUUCAUUAAUGGCUGGAGGCCCAAAAUAUAACCAAAUGACCCCAGCUAGUAUUGAACAAAACUGAUACAUGUGUGUGCUAGAAGGGGUGGGCUGGGACACAAGUUCAUGUUUUUUUUGCACUAAAAUCCUUCUCUGUAAAUAGGGAUAAGAGAAACUCUUACUAUGCAGAUUACGUUUUUGAAUGGUGAACAGGCUAUUUUGUACAUGAAUAAAAAUGCUGUACAGAACACUUACAGGUGUGCCUUGUACGUCCCUCAACACUCAACAGCUGCUAAAAGACAAAAGGCAUGUUCAGAGAAAUACUUCUUAUCCAAGUAGGUGUAUGUGAGAAGGUAUGAUAUUUAUUACAAAAUAGCCAAAGCUGAAAGACAUAAGAAUCUUAAAAAAAACAAAAAAAAUACUUUGAACAACAGUUCCCUCCUUUGGCGGGAAUCGACUUUAGACAAUUAACUCUCUUCUGUGCUCUGUUGUUUGGAUUGCUUAAUGCUAAUUGUUUUACUCUUGUGCCUGAAAAUGUUAGUGAUAUGAAAUGACACUUUAAUGUUAUAUGCUUGGUGGGGAUCUUUUCAUCGAAAGGCGUUUUCCAAAAGUCGUGUAGAUAGAGCAUAUAAGACAUCCUUAGAAAUAAUACAAAUCACGACCACAAUAAUUUAUCUAUAACUGCUGCUAAUUUUAUUAAGCAGAGAAAAAAAACAAUAUAUACAUAUAUGUGUAUAUAUGUGUAUACACAAUAUAAAUGUAUAUGUUUUAAACAUCAUUAUGAGUCUGAUAUUUUAGAUAACAUCUGUUCACUAGCAAAUAUCCAUUGAGGUUUGGGGCCUGACUCUCCUAGGAAUAGUGGACAGAAUGAUUCCAAAGAUUCUCAGAACCCUGUCACUCAAGGCUCAGUCUUAUUAGGCUUCAUCCCUGAAAACUUGGAACAAAUCAAUAGAGAGUCUGUAUUGAAGAAUUAAAUUUGAUUUUAAGCCCAUUGUGGGGCUGGAUUUUGCAUAUAAUACUCCCGUGCUGAUGUCUGGGGAAAUGACAAUUUCUGUCAAAUGAUAAUUCUCUUGUUUGAGGGUCUUAUUUUCCUGGCGUCUGACAGUGAGCGCUCUGAAGGGCAUUUCUGAGAGUGUGUUCGGUGUUCUCAACGUGCUUUGUGCUUUAGGAGAGCUUGGAAAUCAGACAUACCAUCUCUGUUAUUAUAUGUGCUACAUCUGUUGAGUAAUUCUUACAAGUAUCAAUAAGUGUGCUUGUUUAGUUCAUAAAUCUCUUCUUUCCUCUCUUCCAAAGAAAGAUUAUUACCAUAUUUUUAUUCCAAGAAUUCCGGGACAUUAUUCUGACAAUUUUUGCCAAAUGUGAUUAAAUAAUCCAAAAUAUAAUGACCUCAUCAUCAUUAUUGAAGGAAUAUAAAUCUUAGAAAAGUUUUAGUUCUCUAAGCAAGCCAUCGUAUCUGUAGCCGUGCCUCCCGCCGGAGUCUGAUUCUAGAUGUACAGACAGGCUGUGACAGAGGUUAGCCACCCAGAUGUCAGCAUGACUUGCAGGAUUGGCUUAUAUUUUAUUAUCUGCUCUUCCUGCUCACCAAAAUAAACAAACAAAUGUAAAGACAAGACCCACCAGUCUAGUUUUGCAGACCUGUCCAAUGUGGGUUUAUUUCUUGGCAUUAAAAAGAUAUUUUUAAUCUAUCUCAUGGUUUAGAGUUGAGGUGAAUUGAUACCUCUUCUCAUUUUCCAUCUUAAAUCUCCUUUAAAAAAAAAAAAAACCAGCGUUUUUCCCCAUAACACGUCUCCCAAAAUGUAAAUACUAUACUCGAGGUAACAAGUACCCCAUAAAGAGAGUACCCUGUAAAACUUGUCAAACUGGAGCACCUCUUCCAAAGUAACUGACAAAUCUAUGUAGAAGUUUCCAGUACUGCACUCACAUGACAUGAGACCCCUCAAUUACUUGCAUGUUUAGAAAACAUCCUUCUGUGUGUGGGGCAACUCCCUUAGUAAAGUUAACCUCUCAGAACUUUCCUUUAAAAUAAAAACAGGAUGCAAUUGAAAAGCUGCAGGUUUUCCUUGGCAAACCCUUGCAGAAUCUGUUUUAAAACACUUAGCCGUUAGACACAGUUCUCAAAUUCAGGAGAGAGGAACAGGGUGGGUUUGGGUCUACUAUGAAGGUUGCCCCACAUAAACAACUGACUCCUUUUAUCUUUUUCCUUUUCUUUUUGUUUUUCCUUUUGCAAAAUCUCUACACAAAAUAGUUUCUGGUUUUUGUCUUGGCAUAUUUGUCCUGAGUUUAUAUUGAUGCCAGUGUGGAGACUCCUUGAGGGCGGGGAUUAUGGCCUUUGAUUCUUGUAUUCAGAUUCAUUGAACUCCUUGUGUGAGCCGGGCACUGUGCUGGUAUGAAGCGACAAAGCUGAAAAAACAUGACAUGGCUCCUACCCUCUUGGAACUCAUAAUAUUUAUAUUUAAAAUCACAGUUGUUGAGACUGCGUUAUGUGUGGGUAAGAGAGACAUGAAAUCCUCUGGCAGUUAGAUGUACAGAGAGUUAAGUGUGCCCUGUCUGUGAAGAAUCUGCAGAUUGAAGAAAUGGCAGCCUCUAUUAAAGGGGUAUAAAAUAAACACCACAAGACCAUUAAAACUUGGAAUACAUUGGAGGCAGAAAGUAUCUCUGACUCCCAUUAGCUAGUCUCUUUAACAGAUGUGGAAUUUUUUUUAAUUGUAAUAAGUAUCUUCUGGCAUCUCUAAAGCCACAGAUAUAUGUAAUUGCUGUUCCUAAACUGAACACUUGUCUGUAGAGGACCUUGGCCCCCUGACUAGACAAGGCAUGCAUAGCCAGAGAGAAUCAUGAGAAGAACCGCAGAGCAGGGGUAGGAAGGAAACAGCUCUUCUCAUCUGAGAACUGCGAUUUUGCAGUGAAAAGCGAUGUAUGGAGAUUCCCACAAGCAGAACUUUCACUAACCAACCAGGUCAAGACUGAGUACAUCUUCUGGCAGGUUCCCUGCAGUCUGUCCAGUGACCAUGGUGCUUGGGGGAAGAUGUCUGUCCAAACAGGACUCUUUUUGGGGGUCCUUAAAUUCAUGGCUAAAAUCAUCAUGGCCCCCAUCAGAAAAGAAAAUCAGCAAUAAACCAAACCAAGCAGCGAAAUGUAAAAUGUGGACCUGACUCAUGUUGAGAGAGAGAACUCAAACGCUCACAGAUCAAUUCCUUCUCAGAAUCUUAUACACGCCUGCAAAUUCUCUUUUUAAGGUGAGCUGCUCAACUUUAUGAACUGUGAAAUUUACGUUUAUACUCUUUCAACCCACAUAGACAGCAAGCUGCGAGCUGCCCAUUCGGCUAAAUUGCAGUGUUUAUUCUUGUCUCAUGUAGAAAUAAAACAACAGUCUCAUGGAAAAAUGUUGUGACAGUCCAUUCCAACCGUUUUCAGACAUGUACAUAAACACCCUCUGCUCACAUUCCAGAACCACCUGCACAUCAUCCAUACAGCUCCUCGAGAAGUUCGGGGGAUGGGUGUGGAUGGAUAGAGAGGGUCCUUCAUUUUCCAAACACUUUGUAUAACAAGUCACUACUCAUCAUGCCUACAGAGUAUAAGAUUAACACUUUGAAUAACAAACUGGAAAACAAAACAGUUCUCCAAAGAACCUGGUGAACUGUUCAAAGAAAAUUCCAACUUCAGUCCACCAGAAGAGUUAAAUCUGUUGGACACACAAGACUUUCAGAAACUAUGUCCAUUAUAUCAAUUCCCACUAUUUUUCUAGUAAUAUAAAGGCACCAGGCUGCUAGGACAAGAAGCUUAAAAUGCCCAGAGUGCAAAUGAUGGAAAGUAGGACUUUUAUAGUGUGGGGUUAUGAUAUUGUGGAAUUCUUAUGGCCACUUCUUGUCAAAUCACAUUGUGUAGUCUUCAAAACUUGGUGUUUUAAAAUUUAUCUCAUUGUGAAGGCCAGAAACGGGGGUAAACAUGAUUUCAGUUAAAACUAUAUAUAAAUAUCUUCUGUAAUUUUGCUGCUCUAAUUUUUAGGCUAUGAAUUUUGUAAUGAGCUUAUCAGAUUAUGAAUUUCCUUUGUUUACAAUCUCAUGUAGUAGGGCUCAGAUAAUUUCUUAGCUGUAAACCUUUUCUCCCAUUUUCACGUUAAAUUCCAUUUAAAAUAUUGUUUAAGCUAAGCCUAAAAAUUGAACUCAGUUAAAAAUUUGGGAAGUUUUCCUUGACUUACAUGGAAAUGGUAUAUUCUUUUCAAAAAAUUUUGUAACCAUCUUUGCAGUUUUUUUGCUUGGAAAACCUGGAUUGUUAACUACCAGUUGACAAUUACAUUAGUGUCCAGAGCAUUAUCUAACGGGCCCAAUGUGUACCUCAAGAUAAACAUGGUAUGUGACGUUUAAAAAAUUCGUUGUUGAUUUAUAUGGUUCUGAAAUGUCUAUAAAUAAAGAAAUUUUAAACGUU
Diceros bicornis minor is the source of this 7391-nucleotide messenger RNA. RefSeq names its product GRB2 associated regulator of MAPK1 subtype 1 (gene GAREM1). NCBI's taxonomy places the organism in Eukaryota, Metazoa, Chordata, Mammalia, Perissodactyla, Rhinocerotidae. Gene Ontology annotation, biological process: cellular response to epidermal growth factor stimulus; epidermal growth factor receptor signaling pathway. The transcript has 6 exons. Bases 390 to 3020 code for a protein of 876 amino acids. The record is from RefSeq and is a predicted model, not a curated record. Gene Ontology annotation, molecular function: proline-rich region binding.